AUGGAGGCGAAAUUUGAGAUCCAGGUAUGUGUAGGUAAAAAAAAGAAGGGUAAUCGAACGAUGGAGCAUUCUGCUUAUUGUUCUGAGCUUUCGGACUCGUGCAGGAACCCAUCGUCGGAGAUGGUAGCAACAAAAGGGACAAGCGACAAUUAUAGAGUUUUCUGGUCAAUCUUCCCUCGGGGGGUGCUGCAGGUGGCUGUGCAGGGCUCUGUACGCCGGCGCCAGGUCUAUAAAUCGAUUGGAUGAGUUCUGAUCAGAGGCCCAGGUUUCGACCAAUUUACAGCAUUUUUGUUUCCGGCGUGGACGACUAUUUUGGUGCCUACGAAGUUGAGCUCAUGAUCCAUUUCGUAGGUGCGGGCAGCCACUUGUGAUAGUUCGCCUCCUCUUCACACAGUCAGCUUAUGUCCGUGUACAGGCGAUCCGAGCAUGCGCUCAGUGUGGCGUGUGGAGUUACAAGGACAGUUUUGCACGAGAUGCUAUAUACCACUCCAGAGUGCUCCUCGGGCUUUAACCAGUGUUUCGUCGUCAUGGGUACUUUGCGCCCGCUGUACACUUUUCCACACCUAGUUCAACAGCAGUACGCUUUGUUGCUUCUGAAACAUCCUCAAUAUGUGGCUUAUCUCGGUGGCUUGAAAUAUGGCUCUUAGUAUCAGGCAAAUCAGUAUGAUGGGACCGCACGACAUAAUUCCCCAUAAUUGUAGAAAAGAAUACGACUUUCUGCCGCGAUUUUCAAUGCCGGUCGAGUACCGUGAAUGUCUGGCAUAGGUAAUUAGAACUUAUUGCUGUUUCGUAACAACCUGACUAGUAUCCAAGCUGCUAUUCUAGGCUCCAUCUAGCUGCUGCAAUACGAAAGCUCGACCCUCGUGACCAAAGAUGUACACAGUUUACUUCACAGCAAGGCGAACAAGGCAUGGCGACUUGCGAGUGAUUUUUUUAUAGUGAUAGGAGACUUGCGCUGCAUCUACCUCACUCCCUCCUCCUUCCCCAUUUGAACCCAGUGCCAAGACAUAGCCAAGAAGACCGGAGGUGGGAAAGGGCGCAAAUGGCUGGCCCGGCCGACCGUGCCUUUAGGCAUACCACAACAUCGCCUAGUCAACAGUAAACACUUGACCAGGGUUUUAGCCAAUAUUAACAGCACCAUAACGGGUCAAUAAGACGAUGAGGAUUAAUGGGCAGCCAUGUUCACGGCCUGGAUACGCAGUUGGAAAGCAAGCGCAUCUAACCAGGAACCAGCUGCCAUGAAACUGUCGGCGCACACCGGAUUACGAGAGUCAUGGUUUGUUGAGACUUGUGAAACACACACAUAUACACACAGAAGGUAUUGUCCUUCCGACUCCAUCUCGCAUUCAUAUGGGACCAGACGGAUUGCAGAGAAGACGGUUUGGAUGCAAGAUUCACCACUGCGGGCUACGUCGACUUACAAAAUCUCGCCUUCCACCAGUUCAAGAUGUUAUUUUGUUAAAAGGAACUGUUUUGGACCAGGUAGGGUAUAAUGUUCAAUAACUUUCUAUAUCCCUCGAAAUGCUGAUUUACAACUGUUAUUAACGAAUCACGUAUGAGCUUCCAAAUUAUUGAUACAUCAUCUGUGUUUCUUUUAAUCCUAAUACCUUCAACAUAAACAGACGGGUCUUUAAAUAUAGUCCACAGUUUACCUGUCCCUGCCUGUCAAUUUUUAGGUCUGUGUACGCAGUUAGAAGUGUUUUUCCAGGAGAAAAGGAACUUCUUCGCUUUUCACAUAUUUCAGGAAGCUCCUACCGUGAGUCUUUCGCUGUUAAAUUCGUAUUCUGACUGUAGGACGAGACGUAAACUGUCCUGUCAUCGCACAGCCCAAAAUAAAACAAUGAAUAAAUGACUGCAGAUGGCAAAUUCACAUUCCAGCCCUGUCGAAUCGUCAUCCUCGCCUCGCGUGCAAAUUCAGUUGGAGGCAACUAGAAUGGAACGCAGAGCUUUUUUAAGAAACGGACUGUUGUCUAUUGUGAAGUCUAAUUCGCUAGGGAAGCCACAUUUCAAACGUCAAGGGAAAAGUUAUAUGGACGCAAAUAGCAGAUGAUGUGGAAAGCUCGCAAACAGAGAUCUAGGAAGUAAAAGCGCUUUAAGUGGGUGAUCCAGCUUAUGGAGCGCUAAUGUAAAUUCUGAGGUCAGAAAAUGCCAUUUGUUUGCAGUUAUAAAUAUCGAUUAACUUGCAGCUAUACGGCAGACAUGCAGUCACGAAAGGAUAUCAGCUUUUAAAUAGGGGUCAUUCCAGACACUGGGAAAAAAUCCACUCGUUAAAAUUGACUACCUAGUUUAUACGCACUGUUUCCAGUGAUUUGAUUUACAUGCAUUCCAAACGCAAUUUACUGAAAUCGUGCACAGAUAUAUCAUUUCAUAAAUGAGCCCUUUGACAAUUUACGUUUUUGCAACAGAAAAUUCGAAGAAAUGGCAUUUUUAAGUUUUUAGUUGAUUAUCUUCUAAGCUCAUAAGGGCUUAAUGUAUGUAAAUCUCGGUUUGGACUCUCUAGGGAGUAUUACUUAGGGAACAGAUACGACGAUAUUUAAGGAGAAAGGUUCGCAAUCUUAACAACAUCAUGACCUGACUGCCACUCAUUGUGCUGUUUAAAUGUCAAGAAGACUUCAAUUUACUGCAACAUGCUCAUAUUUUAGACUUAUAAACAAAGAACGUCAGGGGAAAAUGAAUUUGCGUACAGCCAAAAAUUCAUGCCUUUGAAGUUUGGCAUCUCGAUGUCGCUACUAUACGUCUUUCGAUAAGGCUUCAUGAUAACCAUUGCAAUACUUUCUAAGCACACUUAUUUAACCAAGAUCAUUUCUCGGAAUUUUAGUCGACGUUCCAUUUAAUGCCAUCAACUGUUGUUAUUCAGUAGCGUAUCACCUAGCAAAUCAGGUGCAAAAUCAGUUUUCAUGAUUUUGAAAAUAACCAUUGUACUUUCAGUCUGACUUUUCCUGCUAGGGAAGAAUGGUUAUGACCUUUUGAAAAUUGAAGUAUGCGCCUGUGCAGAAGUGUUUACUGGUCACAGAACAAUUUCGAACCUUAGGCGCCACAACAGUAGUUAGGGGGAAAAUGUGCACUUUUAUUGCAAGUUCCAUCCCGGCGCUCGGCCGGAGAGUGUGUUUUCGCGCAGAUGACAGUUUGCCCUUUUUUCGUGUCAAUAGGUAGUGGUCUUCUAUCUAAGUAUGACUGCAUGUUGCACGCAUGCCUUCUUGAGUGUCAAGUGUUUUUUUUAAACAAACCUCUCAAGUCGGAGUCGGAAACAUAUAGCAAUUCCUUGCCCCGCUUAAGCAAUAGCCUUCUGCGUCAUUAAACUCUGCUGAAGGCGUUUACCCUGUUUUUGCUGUGCAUGUACGUCUCGGCCACCGUCGGUUUACGCAUAGCAGUAAGUUUCCUUUCCUAUGAAUGGAUAUCCACUCUUUCUUAAGAUGUUCCCUUUCCUUUUUUUCUCAAGUCAGCGACUUCGAACAAGUCACUAAGCGAGGGCUCCAACGCAGCUCCAUGCUUGCAGCCCGCAUUUUGCUACCAAGUGAUGUCAGGUACGUUGGAAUCUACAGACAUUCCGUAUGCAACUCUAUAUUACUGUUUUGUAAGCAAUCAGCUUUUUUGCUACCCCAUUAAGAUCUCACCAGUAGAUCUUACGAGCAAAAAGUGUUAACAGUGUCAGAUUUAAGUCAUCGGAAGGGGACUUUGGCAUGAAUAUAUAAAGAUGUAGCCAACGUACUGCAAAAACCUGAAAAUAAUAGAGCUUCAUUUUUGGAGAUAUCUGCGUAACUGGCUGAACUUUAUUCCCUAAUGAGGCGUGCAACUAAGAACGGCAGGUACAUAAUAUAUAGUAAGUGGGCUAACUCAUGAAUUCUCAACAGGAAUUCCGAAAUGGGCUUCCGCUUGGAAAAGAUUAAUUAAGUAAAUUUGUAAAUCCACUCGUCGUGCAGCAGCAUUUUAUAAUAAUUCAUUUACCCCAGGAUGCCUGCUUUCGAAAAAACGUCUUUUUGGCUGCAUUCAAAAACUAUACUCCGUAAGAAAUGGCUACGUCAUAAGUAUGUAUUUCUCUCAUGGAUUUUCGAUUCCCUUAGCAAUUUAAUUAUAUUUCCUGGAAAACAUACAUACAACUAUCCAUACUUUUACUCAUUUGGUAGAAAAUUACGCCUUCUUUUGAUUUUGCACUCGAAGGAGGGUAUAUUUUGGUUUUGUAAAACUUUUCCAAUUCCAGAAUAUUUUUAACCCAACCUGCCGUUACACUUGCAUUCAGGGUUCCCAAACUACAAGCCACAUAAUUUUCGCGUACGGAAAACCAUAUAUUACUUUACGGUACUAAAGGGGGACCGUAGAGGGUUCAUAAAAUUAGGCAGUGAAGUUGAACCACACCGGUAACUUUACAAGCCACACUGGUAAAUGCAGAGACGUGACGUUUUAUAAAUGACCGUUUUACGGUGUUAAACAAUCUCACAAUUAGAAACUUUUAAACCCGAAUUAGACCCUUUUUUGAAUGCAAAAUUAAAGAAGACGUAUUAUCCUACCAAAUGGGCAAAAGAAUGGAUGUUUUUAUGCAUGUUUUCCCUGAAAUAUAAUUGAAUUGUUAAGGGCACUGAAAAUCCGUAAAAAACACAUGCUACCUAAGUUGCCAUUUUUUAUGGAGUAUAGUUCUUAUAUGCAGCCAAAAAUAAAUUUUAUCGAAAGCCGGCGUCCUGGGGUAACUGAAUUAUUAUAGAAUUAUACUGCAUGAUAAUGGGUUUUACAACCCUAUUUAAUUAAUCUUUUCGGAACGGAAACACCUUGUGAAAUGUCUGUUGGCAUUUCAUGAUUUAGCCCACCAACUGCAUGUUGAACUUGUUUGUGCAUUAAUUGUGUUCAGGUACGCGCUCAUUUCAGAGGUAAUACACACCAUCAGUGUCCAGAAAACAACCAAUAACGGCCUGGUCUGACAAGCGCACUUGUGAAAAGGAUAGGACGAAUAAUCUGGUUUAAUCGACGAAUAAUGUCCCACACACACUUUUCGGAUAAUAUUCUCCCUACAAUGCGUGCUUGCAGACGACGGCGUCACCCAUUAAGAGAACAGUCGAUAGGCCGAUAUGUGAUUUGAUUUGGCCAUAGGCUCAGACAGCAGCGACUAAAAUGAUUGGUUGAUUAUGACAAUAAAUAGUUCCGCCUUCGGGCAAGCAGUGAUGAUGCAGUUAAACAGGAACGCUCAUAUCAUUUUCUAGGGAAAUAAUUGAGUAGAAAAAUGGACCAGAAUUAAAUGACACGAAUAAACAGAUAAACAGAACAGUUUACAAAUUUCCCUUCGACCCGCUGGUCUUUUUGCUCCUUUCAGUUCGAAGGGUUGCACUGAUCGAGAGCCAAAUGAGGAACGGUUCCGCGGCGGCCAUCUUUUAUCCUCAAAACGCAUCACUUCUGCCAGUGGCUCUUUCCUUUGUUCUACAACAGGGAACAAGUAAGUCAUAAUCACGUGUCUUGAAUUUAUUGGAUGCAUAAGCCAGCCGGGCGUUGACUCAAGGUGGUGUACAAUGAAAAAAGCACCUUCUGUCCAAACAAUAAUCUGUCAUUCAUGGGAGAGUUGGGAUAUCUUAGAACAGUUCCAACAACAGGAAGCGACUUCAGCGUGGAUCCCAGCAUGGUAAACGAGAUCUAAUAUUCUCAAUAGAACUGUGUUUCAAUGGCCUUCUCUUAUGUUCUACAGAAGGGAACAAGUAGGUCAGAAUACCUCCUUGAGACUGUAUCACCUGCAUGCAAUCUAUAGAAGUUUGACCACGGAAGUGAAAAAAGCAACUGACAACUCCUGACUGUUUAUCACGGAGUCCAGAAGACUUAAUCAGUCUUCGUGGGGAAAGUAGUUCCGCUAAGAUGUAGCAGACGCUCCAGUUCCUCCAUUCGCCGGCUCCGUUUUGUGAGGGCAGCCGGGAGUCACUGCAGCUGGACAGGAGGGGCCCCAGUUCUAGCCGGCGGGAAUGGUCGUGUGUCAACGGCCUGUCAACGAUUGUCACGACCAUCGACCGACAAAACGGAGUCGGAGAAAAGGGGAUAGCUGGAGCGUCUGCUACAAAGAACACAUCUAACAACAGGCAGUGACUUUUCUAUUCUUUUGAUCAUUGCAAAGAAGAUGUGCGCUGUACAUGCCACACUCUUUAUUUUUACAGCCAACAUGGUAAACUGACUAGAAACAGUGGAGACGAUCCGAGAGCAAGCAGCCGAAGUCAAGCGACACGUGUAGGCUAACGGAACACAAUCCAGGCGUCAAAGGAGAGAUUAAUUGGACUUCAUAUUGUGACGCAAGAAUCGUUAGACCAUGGAUCUCUUGAUCUUCCGGCAGCUAAAUAAAUGCGAUUUCCAGAAAUUCCUAGGGUAAAUGCCUCAUUAAAUCGGACAGACGGGAGUGUCAGUUAUUCGUGACGUCUGAGCAAGAAGAUGACUGGUUGGAGAAUCAGGCUUACAUAUCCAUUUCACAAUCACACAUUUAUUUGAUAUACCCUACAUUCUCCAAAAAAACCUCACGAUCUUGACUUCUUCAUAUGUGAAAAAGCUUGUCAUCUGUUUGGUACGGGCUAUCAGUCGUAGAUAUGGUUGCACCCUCCUCACAGUCUGUUGGUGCUCGUGCAUCCGUGUCUUCCCCUGACAGUCACUUUUUCGACAAUCGGUUGCACUGACCGACCUCCCUUUUAUGUCCUUCGAUGACAGCACCUGCCAUCAGAGUUAUGCUACAGACCUACUCCAAGCCGCAUGUCACAUCAAAUCCCGGCUCCGUUAUCACUUUUUUACGCUUUCUUGUGUAUGAUGCAGGUAAAUGAAGAACAAGUAUAAAAGUGUUCGUUGAACGGGCUUGCGGUCUUCGUCCGUCUAUUAUGUCUGCGCGUAAACACUAAUUUACCGAAUGCGAAGUCAACCACCUAGCCUUGGUUUGACCCUCUUCGCUAUGCGUCUGUUUAUGCGGCUAAGGCGAAUAGCACGCAACAUACUCUUAAAGCAGAUAGUUCUUGAUAAUUUCGCGGUUCCGUUUACACUCUGGAAUUCUAUUCAAACCCGGCAGUGUCCGCAAAUCGUGCUAUUUUGGGGGUCAAGAUGCUCUUUAACCAAUCUUACUAUAUGUGGGAGCAUUGGAAAAGUGUCGUUGACGAAAAGACCUCUGGCAAUGUACCCCGAUGAGUAGGUGACGCUGAAGACCUUAGAAACUGGGCAUAGAUACGCAAGCUAGGGAAAUAAAGUUUUGAUCGCCAAUAUUUAUGAGAGCAUUUUACUAAGCGAAGUAGACAUAUCAAUCUCAUGAAACAUUCCUGGCGUUUUCAAUCGGUCCAGCACGUUGAUUGGGCCUAUUGCGUUUAAGCGGUGAUUAAGAACCUUUGCCGAAAGAAGUUAUUGUAUUUACAACUGCGAUCUGGUUAGACUUGUACUACUUCCAGGUCUGACAAUGUCCAAUGAUAAAAGUCUACCCCACCUGCAAAUCUAAAGAAAUUUCUGAACACUGGGCUUGUCAAACCUGUACUGAACUUUGGAAAAACUUGUGGCUUGGAGCAUCAGGGAAAUCACUUCUCAACGACAGCGAUUCAUACUUCUUUUUAUUCUUGCGGUACAUUUGUCACCAUAGGAUGUUUCCAAUGGCAUAAAUGCCUUUUUAUUCACAAAUAAGAAUGGGUUUGAGAAAACACCAUUUCGUAUUUUGACGGUUUGAUUAUUAGCGGCAUCAGCUACAGCAAGGACUUUUUAUACAAGCAAAAAUUUAUGCAGUGGUUAUAUAUAGAAUUUUUGUUUUUAAUCGCCGAUCGCCCAAAAGGAGAUCAAGCGAGAUUCUGAGUUUCACCUCUGACUCGAUUUUGCCUGUAAGCAUUAAAUACAAAAGCAGAAAUUAUACGGCUGCUUUUUUCACCAAACCUUGCAAACUACACUCUAACUCUGAGUGUCCAUCAAAGCAAGUUUCAUAUUAAAACCAUUGCGCUCUAAUUCCCUUCGGAACUUCAAAGAAUUGCAGUUUUUGAAAGUAUUACCAGGAUGGUUAGACUGCGGCAGGUUUUCAAAUGUCUCGACCUGUCUCAUGAGAGAUUUGGUCAGUUCUAAAUUGCUUGCUUAAUUUCACUUACAAAUGUCUUUCUGCAUAAAAUUAGCAGCAAAAACUUGGCUCAGGAUUCGCAAGAUAUGUUAACAUUGUAAUAAACAGACUGACCAUGAUGCAAAUUGAAAUUCAAAAUGGCUGUUGCGGUUAUUUUUAAGAUUUUUAGAUGAUGGUUUUAUUAUCAAUGAUUUCUGCCCAUUACUGAAGGUCCCUUCCAGUUCCGAAGAUAUUUUUUGUUGUCAUAAUUUUUAUACCGUUGUUGUACUUUUAGAAAUUUAAGUGUCAUCGAUAACUCUUAUAAACGAAAAUUUCCCAUCCUUGCAAUAAGUAAUCAGCACGAAGUACUUGAUGACGAAUAUUAUUAAACCAAGUGUCUGGGCACAGUUAGACUUCUGAAUUUAGCUUAAAUUCCUAAUGUUGGCCUCAACCCACUUAAAACGCCCAAGGAAUACCUUCAAUUCACUCUCGCAUAGAAAAGGCGCUUUAAGAACUCUUGAUUAUCGACCGUCGCCUACCUCAUACCCCCGGCACGCUGCCCACCCGGCCUAUUUUGUUCAGGUUCGAUUCAGGUGCAUUGUCCAUCUAAGCAGCACACACUUUUCAACUGUCUUCGACGAUUGCAGUAACAAAACGUUCGGCCUGCUCGCAUCCCGUUCGCCAAAAGUUUACCUUGAGAGCAGGUAGAGUUUAAUGAGCUGUUAUCACAAAAAUAUACAUGGAAAGAUGGACAUAUUAAUUGAUUACCACUUAAUUAUGGUCGUGACCACAACAAGCAUUCAGUUCAUAGGCUGGAAUGAUGCAUCUGUACGCUGAUAUGACCAAUCCUAAAAGCAGCACAGCACGUUAACCGCAGUCGGUCUUAAUCGAAAUCUGAAUGCAAACAACCAUGCGUGGCAAUCGAGAACGUCACUUUCGUGUUAGACUCAGACACACUGGCCUCAAACAGUAACUGGAUUUACAAGUGAAAUCGGUCUACAGUAGGUGGGCUAACUCAUCGAAGUGUCAGGUGAAAUUCCGAAAUGAGUUUACGUUUCAAAAGUAGUACUUAAUUUAGGCUGAGAAACUAAUAAUCAUACAGCAUAAUUCUAUAAUAAUCUAGUUACCAUAGUGUGCCGGCUUCGCGAAUGAGCUUAUUUUCGGCUGCGUGCAGGAACUAUACUCUGAAAAAAAAUGAUUAAAUACGUAGCAUGCAAUUUUCUCGUUGAUUUUUCAUGCCUUUAAAAGUUUAAUUAUAUUUCAUGAAAAACGCAUAAAAAUAUUCAUUCUUUUAUUUUGCCGGUAGAAUAUUAGGUCCUCGUUCAGUAUUAUGCUAGAAGGAGGAGUAUAAUUCAGUUUCAAAAGUUUCUAAUUGCAAGAUUCUGUAAUACCGUGAAUUGGCAGUUCAUAAAACGUAAUGUAUCUGCACUUACCAAUGUGGCUUGUAAAGUUAACAAUAUUACUCAAAUCCACUGCUAAAUUUUAAGAACCCCAUAUAACCUCCUCUUGGUUCCGUAGAGAAGUGCGUGGUUUUCCGUACGCGGCUUAUGGUUCGGUAAUCUAGAAUGCAAGAGGAUGUGAUUUCCCACCAAAUGAGUAGGAGAAUCAAUAUUUUUAUGCCGCUUCCUCUGAAAUAUUAUUGAAUUCUUAAGGGCAUCGAAAAUCAUUGAGAAAAGUGCAUGCUUCUUACUUAGUCAUUUUUUACAGAGCAUAGUUACUGCAUGCCCGAAGGCCGGCAGUAGCUGGAUUAUUAUAGAAUUCUGCUGCAUGGUAAUUAGUUCUAUAACCCUUCUUAAUUAAUCUUACUGAAACGAAAACCCAUUUUGAAAUUUCAGCUGCCAUUUCAUGAGUUAGCACACCUACAGUAAACUCUUGCUAGCUCAGGGGGCGAACCUUGAUACCUGGAUAAUAGUUUACGGAAUGCUCUAAUCUCAGGGGAUUUUUAAAUAACUAACUUGCGAUGACUGUGCUAGAAUUUGAGAAAGUCUGGGACUCAAGCGACAGGACGGAAACUGCUCAUACUUCAGAUUUAUUUUCGUCUUAAUAGUUUGCUUACCUCGACAGGUUUUUUUCUUAUAGACUGCGAGUGCAAUUGAUCAGGUAAGUUUAUCAGGAAGGUCACCUCUAAUUGAUGAUUAUAAAACGGGGGCUUCAUCCAGUAACUGGACUUGAAAUGGAGUUCAGCAGGGGUUCGUGCUAGUUACAGAGGCUGACUGUGACUGCUAAUGCCUUGGUGAAAGCAUUGACCAAACAAUAAAAGCAUCGUGAUUGCGCUAGAUUUUAAAAAAAGCAGUCUCCCAGAGAAAAGCAGAGAAAUCACUUUCGAUGACGUCUUUGCAGCCUUAUAUUCGUUCCUGUGGAGCGCGCUAUUCAGCAGGUUUUUUCAGGGUCUUAUUUAUAACAGGUUCAAGGGCCUGCGUAGAAAGAAUCAUCAUUAGAUAUUUUCAGAGUUUGGUGAUUUGCUCCUUUAGCACAUUUUUGUACACUUAAAACCUCGAACUAUAUGUUAAAACCUGGGUUUUAAGUCACAAACCUUUAAAUGAGAAUAUGGUGGAAUUUUGGACCUCUCACCUAAAAUCAAUUUUUCCACAUAAGGAAUACGCACGUGUAGAGUUUUGUCGCCCUGUUUGUUGUGACAGACGGCAUCUGGCUUCAUGCGCUACACACGCAUUGAAAUAUGGGUGUUUUGAAUCAAUAUAUCUUAGAAGUGAUUUACUUGAUAUUUGUGCAGUGUCGGGUCUCCUUACUAUUUGCUCUGCCUCUGUCCAGUUUUAUCUCUCGACGUUGGUAUCUUCAUUCGAAUUUCAAACCUAUUUUGCAUAUUCUCAUGUGAGGUAGUCAUGUGGAUAUAAAAAUACGCCUCAAAUUUCAAGAGGCAUUUGAGCGUAAUAAGUACAUACCAAGCGCAGAUAUCCUUGAAAAAUGAAAUUCCUCGUCAGGAGUUCACUGCAUCUUAUAUAUAAGUAGCUGCAACUCCAACUACUAAUGAAUUUUACCACAAGCUCCUUUUGACUUAAAAUAAAUCCCAAAAGUCCAUUUUUUUCAGGAAUUGUAGGGUCACCAGCGUUUUCUGAUUAUAAAAACUAAGAACAGUAAAUGACCAAUCUCAUACAAUGUUGUCCCAAAUUCUGAAAUGCCUUUUCAAACAGGAUCUAUUACUUAAGUGGGUUGUAAUAUUAAUUAGCAUGCGGCAAAAUGCAAUAAUAUUUCUGACUAGCCAGAAUGUCUACUACUGAAUGCACUUCUUUCCGACCUCCUGUAGAAAUCUCACUUGGUUAAGCAUUACUACUUAAUUAGCGUGCAUUUCUCACAUUGGUAUUCGAUGGCCUUACAAAUUCAAAUAUAUUUUAUAGAAAACAUGCCCAAAAAUAUGCUUUAGGUUACUCGUUUGGCAAAAAAUCACGUUAUCUUUACGUCUUAUAGUCGAAGAAGGAUAUACUUAGGUCUUAAAAGGUUUUUAAUUGUGCGAUUUUUAAGAUCGUUUUAUGUUCAUUCAAGUAGCAUUUCACUUGCCAGUUUACCAAUCCUCCUCAUUAACUUGAAAAUUAGUUUACAUACAUUGCAAAAUUUAUAAACUCUAUUUGAUAUCUUCGUAAAGCUCAAGAGAAAUAUAUGGUUCUUCUUACACGGAAAGCAUGCAUUUUGUAUCCUAAAAUCGGUAAACGCUGCUGCCACGGCGAUUGGGAAACAUUUUGAAAAACUAAAUAUACCUUUUCUUUGAGUACAAAAUAUAAGAGCGGCACGUGCAAUCGUCGCUUGAAAAUUGGGGAUAUUUUAUUAAGUUAUUCACAAGAAAUACAAUGAGCCGCCUAGCGAGUAGCGAAUUAUAUAUCGUACUAGGGUUAAAAAAUUUCCCCUAAGUCUUAAAUUCACUUGCCAGAAAGCAUGCCACAAAUACUUUUGGAAAAAUCAGACACACUGAGACACAUGACACAUAAGAAUACUGAACACUUUUCCGUCAUCUUAAAUGUGUAUACAUGCAUAUAUAUAAGAAUUCUUAAAGGGGGCAGUCCAAUAAAUACGGUUUUUUGCAGUAGAGCUCAAGAACCAUCGUCAAAUAGAGCUUUUUUUAUUAUGAGAGUACAAUAUCCUUAAAACUACAAAAAACAACAUUUUCGUUUCUUUGACCGUGUAUUCUUCUAUUUGCAAGCAACCUGAACCUACCUGUUCUGCAAACUACCACAUGAAAUGAACUGUUAUAUUUGAAUUACGUUAGAUUAGAUAACGUAAAUUACUAAAGCAAUGACGUCCUCUCGAAUGAGAGGAGAAAGCCUUUUUUGGCAAUGAACGAUUUGACUACAAACUGGGCAUUAGUCAGUGGAACAUCAUUAUAUGCUACACCACAUGAACCUGUUAAUAUACAUUUUCGUUGGUGUUCCGUGAAUUUCUGCAUAUAAGUUGUACAUCAUAUUUUGCUCUUCUGUUUUCUUAAACAUAUUCAUGGUGAAUUGAAUGGAGGUAGCUUAUUAUUCCUCCUACUCAACGUCCGACGGCCUCCCGAAGACCUGAUGACUACUCGUGAAAUAUGUCUAACUUGCUGACUUCACCAGAGGAAUUAUUUUAUGUUAAAACUUUUCUAUCUCUGGCUGUGACAAAUGAUCAGCAUAAUGCGCGUUUCUUUGAUGCCGUCAGACUGCAUUCGAAAAAAGUUUCAUUUAUUUUGAAUUCUAGGCCCUCAGCUUCCUCCAGAUGUUCGUUUACUGAAGGAAUUUGUGAUUCCAUCAAAUAUCGUUCAGUCCCAUCUGCUUCUUUUCAGCAACGACAUCGGCGUAAGUGAAGCAGUGUUUCCACUUUUCCCUGUGUAGCAGUAGACAGGUUUCUGUUUCAUUACAUAAAAUAUCGAUUUAGUUGCCUUAAAAUUACCCUCAACGUUACCUUUGUUGGAUUGUAAAGUAGCAAAUUGUUAGCUGAAGUGUUUUUCGGUGAUAAGAUAAGCGUGAAACAUCACGUUUUUCAGUAAAUCCAGAAGUAUAUACGGGUAAAAAGUCUAAAUGAUAGAUAUUUGCCAUAAAAUUGUGUCCCCUUAUUGUGUCAACUGAUUAUCGUCGUUGUGUUUUAAUUGGAUAAAAUAAACUUAUCAAUUAGAGCGCGACCUACAGGGAGAAGACAUGAUAGGUAAAUAAAACACUUACGCACCGGAGACAAUUUUGUCUAGACAUGACUUCAAAUCAAUAAGGCUCUCUCUAGUUUGUGCCAUUAUGUAUCUCUGUUUAUGUUUUAGCAUGUUGGAACAGUUGGUGAAAUUGUGGGCCCUGAUGAACGAUGGGAUCUGGCAAAACUAAAACUGGUAACUUUUUCGAGUAAGUCGUCGCCUACAGACCUAAGGCGCCUAUCUAAUAUCAGGAUAAUAGCCAACCUUCAAAAACAGAAUCAGCGACGGUCAAGGAUAUGCUGGUUUAUGAAUAUGGUCGCAAGACGAUGUCUGGUGUCCGUCAGAGGCACGUAAACGUCGUUUAAACUUUUCGCCAACCAAUGCUUGUGGGGAAUUUAAAAAUUCAUGGAGGGGUCAAAGAACGCGACGGUGGAAGGCAGCUGUAAUCGAAUCUAGGCAGGUGAUUUGGCGUUAACUUGCAGCAACUGUUUGUACUGGCGGCGGAUUCAGAGGAGAUCCUUGAAAUUUGGAGCUGGAACCGGUGACGUAGGUUUUGGAAGAGGUAAACAGAAAUGAGGAUCUACUUCUAGAAGAUGUCAACUAAUAAUUCUGACGCAGAGAAUCGCCGCUGCGUUAUUGCCCCGACCCGUUGAAUGUCAAGUUCACUUGUUUUGACAAAUUUACCGAAAGAAGCCUGGACAUUUAGGAUGUUCAGAGAUUUUUUGUAGUGACCUUUUUUAAAAAACUCUCCUUUUCAUUUCGCAAACAUGUUUACCUCAAUUUUUCUGGAAGAGCACUUAAUGUUCUCUCGAACUUCGAUGUGCUACUGCUUCGACAUAGAGUAGUUUCCGUCUACGAAAUAGGAAAGAAGGUUUUUGCGCGACAUCAAUUAUUGUACCUAGUUACGAGGUCCAACCCCGAUAGGUAAACACAAAGGUAAAAUUCUGUCAAACGGAUACUUUAGUUAUUUAAAUCGAAUAGUGCCUUGGGUCCCACCCCCUGCCUUUUCACAGAACAAACGUAAACCGGACUCUCAUACUUUCCGUCGAGGCUUGCGUGAUUUCAAUUAUGAAUAAAGAACCACCAAGACUAGCUAAAGAGAACUCACAUAGUCAAAUAAACAGUCUGCUCUUUAACAGUGCUUUGCUGGAAUCAGCCAAAAUAGCUUCACUGUCUUGAGAAACAGGGCCCCCCUCUUGCUCGCCUUAACUCUCUUGGCGUCCUUUUUGUCUGUCUCGUAGAUCAACCACAAGACUCGCAAGUGGUCUACAUCUCCGGUCGUAUGGAAACGCAAAGCUUCUGGGUGAGGCUGAAGUUUCCCUCCAGACCUGAUUUCACCAUGAUGUUUAGCCCUACGCCAAAGAUGAUGUACCCGCCCAGUCCUCCCGUCUGGAUUAAUUGGGGAAAUCUGACUAUCACGGAGACCUUGGCUGCAGCUUCGGGAGCAGGAGGACCCACUACGUCCUGUGCCCUGCUCGGCAUACUGAUAGUAACCACGUUCCUCUUCUGCAAAACUGGGUGA
Messenger RNA from Spirometra erinaceieuropaei, 14616 nucleotides. NCBI's taxonomy places the organism in Eukaryota, Metazoa, Platyhelminthes, Cestoda, Diphyllobothriidea, Diphyllobothriidae. The record is from the annotation of a GenBank genome assembly.